GAGGGUGGAGCGAGAGAAAGAAAGAGAAGGCAUAUCCUCGGUCAGUGAAAAGAGUGAGAAAUACAUUUUGGAGACAGGAUUUGUUUCAAAAACGACUGCUCAACCAGACCAUACAUCUGUGUGAUUCCGAUCAAAUUGUGCAGGUGAGAAUCGAGAUUUGAAACGGUGGGUUGUCGUGGUGUAUGGUUGAAGACAGAAAAGGGACACCGACAAUUGGAUCAACAUCAACGUAAUAUGGAAUUUCCAGCGAUGGCCCAAGAGACUAACCCGAGCCUGACGCCUGUGCUUUGUGCCACUGGCUGUGGUUUCUAUGGAAACCCCAGGAACAACGGCAUGUGCUCGGUCUGCUACAAGGAGCACCUGAACCGUCAGCAGAGUAGUGACCACGGCUUGAGCCAACUUAGCCCAAUAGUUGGUAGUCCUACCCCUGAUGCCUCAGCCAUCCAGCGACUAGAGGCCAGUCUAGCCAAAGUAGACCCUUCAUCUGGCUCUGCUGCAGACAUGGCUGGAACUAUUCAAGGCUCUCUUCCAGUGACUCAACAAAUGACAGAGAUGAGCAUCUCAAGAGAGGAUAAAGCAGAUCCCCUAGAGCCUGUCGUGACUCAGCCUACUGCUUCUAGCCCUGCCACUGCCAGCGGUGACAAGGCUAAGGGAGACACCCCCAAUCCCAAGAAGAAUAGGUGCUUCAUGUGCCGCAAGAAGGUGGGCCUAACAGGGUUCGACUGUCGCUGUGGGAACCUGUUCUGCGGUCUCCAUCGGUACUCUGACAAGCACAACUGUCCUUACGACUACAAGGCGGAGGCAGCUGCCAAGAUCCGCAAGGAGAACCCUGUUGUGGUCGCUGACAAGAUUCAGAGAAUAUAGGGUUAAGAACCAUCCACACAAAGACUGAAGUAUGAUUGGACACUCGACAUGAACAUUGGCAUGAGUGGCAAAAGGAUAUCGGACUCAUUUUUAAAAUCACAACCUUGAGAAAAGCAAAAGAGCCCCUGCCUGAGGGCGAGAUGCAUGAACGAUCA
Messenger RNA from Coregonus clupeaformis (lake whitefish), 1019 nucleotides. RefSeq names its product AN1-type zinc finger protein 5. The record is from RefSeq and is a predicted model, not a curated record. Gene Ontology annotation, molecular function: DNA binding; zinc ion binding. The transcript has 6 exons. The coding region runs from base 235 to 864 and encodes 209 amino acids. NCBI's taxonomy places the organism in Eukaryota, Metazoa, Chordata, Actinopteri, Salmoniformes, Salmonidae.